AUGGUUGAAGGAUUGAUAGAUACAGGCCAACAGUCGUCGCUCCGUGCCGCUUUCGGUGCAACUUCUACGGCCACGUUUCCCCAGUUUGCAGUUUCGAGCAAUAUGGAACAGCAGUUUUACGGCAGUUCCAUCGCCGGUCAAAGAAUUUCAGAGAAUGAACAGAAGAUUAUUGCGCAAGCAGAGUUUUAUCUCUCCGAAGAUUACUUGACGAAAAAUGCAUAUCUUCUUAGACAGGUCGCGCGAAAACGAAACGGAUUUUUAUCAGUAAAAUUCAUUUCGUCCUUCAAGCGCAUGCGGGAAUUGACACCAGACUGGGCAACAACUGCAAAGGCACUCAGCAAAUCGAACAAAUUGGAGCUUUCUGCUGAUGGGAUGAAGGUACGAAGACGACAACCGCUGACUGCAUUUAUUUCUUCGAUCAAGGCGAUUCGAUCUGUCCUCAUCACGGCCGAAGAACUAUCCCUUUCGAUGAUCACGAAUCUGCUCAUUCCGUAUGGCGAAAUUGUAUUUAUACAAGUCAUCAAACCUGGAAUGGAGAUCCCGGACAAUAUUCGGCCCUACUGUGCUCGACAUCCCGAACUUGGCUCUCGCCCCGUCGCCGUGGUCAAAUUCGACACAGCUGAGGCGGCGCACCGCUGCUGCCGGGAACUCGAUAGCCAUGAAGAAGACGGGGAGCUUCGCGUGUGUCUUCUGGGCACGAGGAUUCGCUCUUUCGCCCGUCAUCGGCGAAAGAAGGAGAAAAGCUGUUUCGGCGAAGAGUUCGAAAACUCGAAGACUGCCAAGGAUCGCCUUUCGCCCUCCGACGCAUCCGUGGACUCGGCAAUCUCUGACGUUUCAAGUUCCCAAGAAGGAUCACUCAAUAGACAGCCUACUUGCCAACGCGCCGAGUGGAGUCAUCAAUUACCGCGUUACAACACGCUGCAGUCGAACCCCGCCGCCGCCGUCCACCGUCAACAAGUCAGCCCAGCUCAUGUCCCAAUCGAUCGCAUCGCCUUGGCGCAGGCGCAGAUCUACAUGCAAGAAAAGCUUUUGUUCACCGCGCGGUUGCACUAUCAAAAUGCGCUGAUGACGGCGCGCAGCAAAAUGCGAUCUAAUGAGAUGUUUUCUCGAGCUGCUGGAAAUCAAAACCAAGCACCAACAGCAAGCCAAUACGGAGCAGCUACUCCUGGCUACCAAGUUUACCAAAAUUGCCGAAAGAGCAGCGAAAGCGAAUGGUCUCCACCGCCGCCGCCUGGACUCGAAGCGGAGAGCGAAGCGGAACACUCGCUCCAGGCAAAUCAGCAAAUUCAAUCCUGGAUCGGCAAAUUGGCCCUGCAUUGA
Molecule: messenger RNA, 1320 nt
Organism: Oikopleura dioica
Lineage: Eukaryota; Metazoa; Chordata; Appendicularia; Copelata; Oikopleuridae
Source: the annotation of a GenBank genome assembly